Messenger RNA from Osmerus eperlanus (European smelt), 1407 nucleotides. RefSeq names its product chromobox homolog 1b (HP1 beta homolog Drosophila) (gene cbx1b). The record is from RefSeq and is a predicted model, not a curated record. The coding region runs from base 204 to 830 and encodes 208 amino acids. NCBI's taxonomy places the organism in Eukaryota, Metazoa, Chordata, Actinopteri, Osmeriformes, Osmeridae. Gene Ontology annotation, cellular component: pericentric heterochromatin; nucleus. Gene Ontology annotation, molecular function: chromatin binding. Gene Ontology annotation, biological process: chromatin organization; negative regulation of transcription by RNA polymerase II. The transcript has 6 exons.
UGAAACAACUAGGGGGCGUAUCCUCUACAUUUGACCAGUUUUCGGCACGUUAACAUUUGAUUUAAUAGGUGUACAGCGAUUGAAAUUAAGGUUAUUCUAAACAGUAAUUUGGUCACAAUAAUUAAUUAAACCGUACGUUAGUACUUUAGUAACCUCGAAGAAAACGUUAGGUUGAGGAACCUGCUGGUCCCUAAGUCUACCAGAUGAGUAUGAGCCAGACUUCAGAACCCUCGAAGGAUUCUCCCCCUGUCACGGAAGACCCGACUCAGUCGGAGGUCGCUAUGACAACGGAGGAGACCAGGGAUAAAAAGGCUGACAAUGCGGUGGAGGAAGAGGAGGAGGAGGAAGAGUAUGUGGUGGAGAAGGUCUUGAACCGUCGGGUGGUGAAGGGGAGGGUGGACUACCUCCUCAAGUGGAAAGGCUUUUCAGAUGAUGACAACACAUGGGAGCCAGAAGAUAAUUUGGAUUGUCCAGACUUGAUUGCAGAGUUUCUGCAGUCUCAGAAAUCAGCCCAAGAGUCUUCGGGCAAGAGGAAGGCGACAGAAUCCAGUGCAGACGGAGAGGAGGGCCGACCGAAAAAGAAAAAGGAAGACCCAGAGAAACUAAGGGGCUUUGCUCGAGGUUUGGAUCCAGAGAGGAUUAUUGGUGCCACUGACUCCACUGGGGAACUCAUGUUUCUCAUGAAAUGGAAGAAUUCUGACGAAGCAGACCUAGUACCUGCAAAGGAGGCAAACAUGAAGUGUCCACAGGUGGUCAUUGCUUUCUAUGAGGAGCGGCUCACAUGGCACUCGUACCCGACCGAGGAGGAGAAGAAAGACGACAAGAACUAAAAAAGUAGUUUGAAGAAGUGAUGUGUUAAUGUUGCAUACUUAUGAGGUAGCAUACUGGGCAGGGGGAGGUGAACUGUAGACAUAGGGACUAGGACAGAAGACAACAUUUUGACUAUGUCUCAAAUACCACCCACUACGUACAACUCAUCUGGAUAUUAUAAAAGUUAGUAUAUACAUACACUAAGGGUAUGCUUGAGGUGACCCAACCCAGAGAAAUGCCAGAUUCAGUGUUACAUUUGUAAUUCUCCAGUGAAGGUUUAUUUGGAAACUCCCCAAAAUACUUUUGCAAACCACUUCAUAAAGAGGUCCAAGCCUUUUCUGCUCUGACAUUGUAUUGUGGAAAUGUUACCAGGUAUGGUUUUACCAACAAGACAGCAGUGUCACUUUGUGUCUAACCGUAUUGUUUUGAAGCUGUUGCAAAGCACUUUUCACUUGCUCAUCUUGAGAUUUAUAAUAGUGGAUACUGAUGACAUUUCUUAAAUCCUAUACUUUUACUGUUCAUUUGUUCUUUUUAUCAUUUGAAUUCACAUUUUCAUGAACAGCUCUUUCUCGUCUGUUUCCGGAAAAUAAACCACCU